AUGAUGUACCUCGCCCCAAAAAUUGCUGCUCUUUCCCUUUUGGCCAUUGUCAACGCUAUCGCUCCUGUGGUAUCGGACUCUCCUACUGAUGUCACUUACGAGGCCACUUUCAAAAAGACUAUUCUGGGCUCGGUUGCUUUCUCCUCCACCAAUGGUUCCGUCUUAGUAGAAGUGGACCUCUCCGGCUUGCCUGAAACCGGGGGCCCUUUCUUGUACCACAUCCAUGCCUUGCCAGUGCCAGCCAACGGAAGUUGUCUUGGGACGGCUGGACACUUCAACCCAUUCCUGGGUAGUGCCAAUGCAACAAUUUGGGACGAGAUGGAAUUGGGAGAUCUUUCUGGAAAGCAUGGAGAAAUUACCGGAACAUCAAUUCUGACCUCCUACAUCGACCCUUACCUUUCGUUGAACCCCGACAGUAAGUCCUACUUCGGUGGGUUGUCGGUGGUGGUGCACUACCAUAAUACCACGAGAUUGGCCUGCGCCAAUAUCACCGAAGAGGCUACUUCGUCAAGCUCUUCCAGUGCAAAUUCUACAACUGUUUCUAGUUCUAGUACCAAUGGAGCCGCAUACAUUGGCGCUGGUGUAGCUCCUUUGGUUGCUGGUGCUGUCGCCUUGAUUAUUUAA
Molecule: messenger RNA, 624 nt
Organism: Sungouiella intermedia
Lineage: Eukaryota; Fungi; Ascomycota; Pichiomycetes; Serinales; Metschnikowiaceae
Source: the annotation of a GenBank genome assembly